UCAAGUGGCAAGUUGGCAACAGUCUGCUUUUAAGGAGAAACGAGACGAGACAUAUAAUUCCGAAGUUUUUCUGUUAAAUAAUAACGCAGCAGACGAAUUCAGAAUGGCUCGAGCUUUUCUGCUUCAAGUAUGCCGUCAUCAUGUGGCCAACAGGGGGCGCUCUAGCUACAGCACAGCAGCUGUAGCUGUCAUGAACAACGCCAUGAAUGAGGUCAUGAACUCUAUCCAUGAAGCAGGAACAUAUAAGCCCGAGCGAGUCAUCACAACGCGACAAGCUGCAUCCAUCAGAGUAGCGGGCAGCUCACGAGACAUUCUGAAUUUCUGCGCUAACAACUAUCUUGGCCUCUCGAGUCACCCUGAGGUCGUGGAGGCUGCUAAGGCAGCACUGGAUGAUUACGGUGCUGGUCUCAGCUCAACAAGAUUCAUCUGCGGCACCCAGAACAUUCAUAAGAAUCUGGAGGAGAAGAUUGCGAGCUUCCAUCAAAGAGAAGAUGCCAUCCUGUAUGCCAGUUGCUUCGAUGCCAACGCUGGCAUCUUUGAGGCCCUCCUGACGCCAGACGAUGCCGUCAUCUCAGAUGAGCUCAACCAUGCAUCUAUCAUCGACGGCAUCCGACUCUGCAAAGCUGAACGCUAUCGAUACAAACACAUGAAUAUGGAGGAUCUGGAGUCCAUUCUAAAGAAAACGCAGCACUGUCGCAUGCGCAUGAUCGUCACGGAUGGCGUCUUUAGCAUGGAUGGAGAUAUCACACCACUCGGGGAGAUUGUGGAGUUAGCCAACGCGUAUGAAGCUCUCCUGUUUAUUGAUGAGUGUCAUGCCACAGGGUUUCUGGGAAAGACCGGCAGGGGUACAGAGGAACAUCUGGGCAUUGAUGGGUCAUGUGACAUCAUUAAUUCCACCCUGGGCAAAGCAUUAGGCGGUGCCUCAGGUGGCUACACCGCUGGACCCAAGUCUCUGAUUGACAUGCUCAGACAGAAGUCUCGCCCAUAUCUUUUCUCCAACACUCUCCCUCCUCCUGUUGUUGCCACCGCAUCCAAGGUCCUGGACAUGAUCUCAGAUGAUCCAUCUUUGACAUUAAAGCUUGCCAGUAACACCAAAUUAUUCAGGGAGAAAAUGACACAGGCUGGAUUCUCACUGUGGGGUACAGAUCAUCCAAUAUGUCCCAUCAUGCUUGGUGAGGCUAGUCUAGCUGGUCGCUUUGCUGAGGAGAUGUUGAAUCGAGGCAUCUACGUCAUUGGUUUCAGCUUCCCUGUUGUCCCAAUUGGUAAAGCAAGAAUCCGAGUGCAGAUCUCUGCCGCUCAUUCUGAAGAGGAGAUUGAGAGAUGCAUCCAAGCCUUCAUCGACGUCCGUAAAAACUUGAAAGUCAUCUGAGCUGGAUGCCAGGAUCAAUGACAACAGGUUCAAUCAUGGCAACUGAUAAAGUAGGUCUCUCUUUCGAACAACCACCUGUUAUUGUUUAGCAAUGUUUUCUUCUCAUUUCAUUUCAGAAAUAUUUGUAUCCAUCAAAAGCAAAAUAUCAAAUAUCCAUGGGACACAGUAACUCAUGGUGUGAGAUAAAAGCAUGGUCUGAUAUUAGGGCAUGCCUGACACAAAAUACAAAACUGAAAAAUAUCACUGAAAACUUCCUAUGCAUGUUCAAACAUUAAUACUUGCCUUGCCUUCUAUCUUGACGACCUGGGUUCGAAUCCCCUGCUCACAAUACAAUAAAUCAUUGAAAUUGAUAUUUGAAAAAUGUACACAUAAAAAAACGGGGGGAAAAUGGAACUACAUUGUAUGUAUUUUUGAGGUUAAAUUUUCCAGGAAGGGAAUUGAAGGGCUGUGCAUUUCUAUCAUGUGGAGGAGAUCUGGAAAAGAAAUAAUAUUUGUUGAUUAAUCUUCAAAGAUAAAAAAUGCCUUUUCUCUGCCUGUCUUCCGCAAAUUCAAGCUGGAAAGUUGAAAUCAUUGAUAUUACACAGAAGAUAAUUCAGCAGGCCUAGCUUCCGUAUCCAAUUGUAAAUUCCCUGCGAUAAUUGUUUUCAGCACAGGAAUAAUACAGUGAAAGUAUUUUGACAAGUAUUUUGACAAGUAUAUCGGUAUUUAUCUAGUAGAUAAGUAGCUUAGCUAUAAAUGAGUAUAUAUAUGUAGGUGUUUGACACUAUGUGCUUUAUAUAUUUUUGUUGGUUAUAGUUUUACUUUUGUUGCAUUUUACCAUUGUAGAGCAUUUAUAUUAUGUAGACAGGGUCUAACUAACAAUGCAUUGUUUGUUUCUCUUGCCAAGCUUGCUUUUCUAUGUGUGUAUCUGCUAUGUUUGUUUAGUUUGCUAUCUAUUUUUGUAAUAUCAUACAUGGGAAUCUUGAGCAAUUUAUUAAAGCUCACUAAUAAUGUAACGCGAGUAACGCAAGAUUCUACAUGGUUUGACCUAGCUACGUGCGUAAUUAGCUAACAUAUAACGCUUCACGGUCAGUUAAGAAUGGAGUAGGACAACGGUUCGCGCGUUUCUGUCCUGAUGACCUAACCAAGGGUCAAGAUUGGUGAGUUUUACAGAUAUUGUAAAACUGCAUACCACUACAUGUACCAGUUUAUUUUUUGGUAUUGACCAUUAUUGGUCACUUACUUUGGUUAUAAAUUUUAGUUGUAGUAUAUGUUCUCGGUUGUAAAGAAUUGGUCAAAAAGGGUUUCACCAAAAAGGCAGGGUGAUAUAAGGAAAUAGAAAUAAAAGAAAACCUAUGGGGAAAUAGUUUGGUCAAAAGACUGGAAUGACAUUAACCAAACUGAAAUAGUGUCGUUCUGACACUGGACAAAAGGAAGAUCGAUCACUGAAAAAAGGUUGAAGUAAUGAAAGAUGCACAACAAAGUGGAAUUAAGUUAGUUUUCUAUUGGAUUGUUAGUCGUGCUGUCCUCCACAUUCGUAUAUAUCUGUCAGUAAUUAAUUUAUUUAUGUUUUCUAUUUUCCUAUACAUAAUGUAUCAGUAUUCCUGUUUUGCUUUUUUUGUUAAAAAUAUAUGCACCUGUGUUUUGGGUCAGUAUUUUUCUUUUUAUUAACAAAUGGUUUAAUUUGUUUGAGAUAUUUUUAUACACCUGUUAAGCACAUUGGUAUAUUUUACAUUGUCUUGGAUUGAAUAUUUAUUUUACCGCACUUUUGGUGUUUUUGUUAAGCUUUCUGUUCACACAAGGUAUUCAAAGUCAGAAUCGUGUCUUUUAUGACAUGCGUUCAUUUAUUUUGUCAGCUCAUACCAUUGACAGCUGAGUUUGUUCAUUGCAAUUUUAUUUGUGUGCAUUUCAAGGUUUUUAUUUUGCGUUCAAAAAAAAUGUUGUUAUGUGAGCCUUUGUUUUUUCCUGUUGAGUUGACUUUCACAAUCACAGUUAUGUCCAACACUGCGAAAGGGCACAAUCUUAACUUUCCUCAUCUGUUUGCUCUCGUGCUGUUUGACAUCAUGAAGAUCCCCUGUGAUUUUUGUCUUCUAAGAUGUUAGCUUGAUUGAAUGACUGCUGUUUUGAACCUGAUUGUAUCUAAUAAAGAAAAUAGAGAUUAUCGUUUCAUUAAAAGAACGACUGUUGUAUUUUG
Patiria miniata (bat star) is the source of this 3542-nucleotide messenger RNA. RefSeq names its product 2-amino-3-ketobutyrate coenzyme A ligase, mitochondrial-like (gene gcat). Bases 104 to 1369 code for a protein of 421 amino acids. The transcript has 11 exons. The record is from RefSeq and is a predicted model, not a curated record. Gene Ontology annotation, biological process: biosynthetic process; L-threonine catabolic process. Gene Ontology annotation, molecular function: pyridoxal phosphate binding; glycine C-acetyltransferase activity. NCBI's taxonomy places the organism in Eukaryota, Metazoa, Echinodermata, Asteroidea, Valvatida, Asterinidae.